UUUUGAUGAAUACUCCCUUUAGUUAUCUACUUCGUCUCCAACUCCCACAAAAUUCCAAAUUAAUUUCAGAGUUUUAGCAUUGUUGGCUCGCUUCUACGCCUUCCUUCUCUUUAUUUUCUCUUCUCCAGCUAUCGGAGCUCUGUCGAACCAGUUGCCUGAUCGGGUUUCGUGAUCGCGAUAAUUUAAAAGAUUGAGCUUGGCAAUGGUAUCAAAGAAGAAGGUAGUAGAGUAUAUUCCUGAAGAGUUGCAGAGAGAAAUUCUUGCACAAUUGCCAAUGAAAUCACUCAUCAGAUUCAUCUCUGCUUCUAAGUCAAUGUACGCUUUAAUCACCGAUCCUUCGUUCAUAACGCUCCACCUCAGGAAAACGAGAAACCAACACCAACUCUUCGGUAAAAUCCAUAGAUCGCCUUUUUAUAAUAUUAACAUUAAUUCUUGUAACGGGGCGAUUAUUUCGUUAGCUCAAUGUUACGGAUCUUAUCAUGGGGAAGUUGGAUUUCCUCAUAAUUUUGGUGGUUUUGUUCUCUCCAAAUCGAAUAGUGAAUCGAGUAUAACUAUUCCUAGGCCGAAGUUUACUUCCCUCGGAUCUUUUGUAGAGUUUAUUGGUUUCGGGUUUGAUUCUAUGACUAAUGACUAUAAAUUGGUGAGGUUUACAAUUCAAUUGGCUAAUAGGAUUAGCAAUGAUGUAGUUCAGCCAUUCAUUCAAGUGUGCUCCGUGAGAAAAAUGUGUUGGAAAACAGUUAUCUAUGAUCCAAGCUAUCUCGUCUGUUGCCAGUCGCGACUUCCUUUUGUGAAUGGAGCUUGUCAUUGGAUUGCUUGUUCUCAUCGUGUUCGGAAUGUGAUUCUGUGUUUAAGUUUUAAGGACGAAUUAAUUCGAGAAAUGGCAAUGCCAGAUUGCUUGGUGGGUGAAUCAUCUUUCAAUUUAAGUCUUUCUGUGCUUAACGAAUCGCUUUCCUUGGUUCUGUUUAAGAAAGGAUUAGCAAAAAAGCAAUGUUCGAUUUGGGUGAUGAAAAAGUAUGGUAUCGCGGAAUCUUGGACUAAACUUUACAAUAUCGAAAAUUUGGAUGGUUUGGUAGAAAGGUUUGUUACGGUUGGAAUGAAUGGUGAAAUUUUGUUUGCAACGAAAGGUGGGGAGAUCGGUGCUUAUGAUGAAUCAACAACCGAAAUCAAGAAAACUGAAAUCCAAGGUGAUAGAUUCUGCUGUUAUUUCGAUAGGCCAUUAGAGAGUCUCGUUUGGCUACGAAAUGAAAAUGAAGUAAAUAAUGUUACUCAGAAGCGCGUCUUAUCUGCGCAGAUUGCGGAAACUGAUAGCAGCAAAGUUUAUCGACAUCAGAUUAAAUUUCCUUUACUUGUCAGGUCGGUCAAGAGUCGAGACAUUUGUUUUUAUUGCUAAUUGUACUAUCUUUUUUUCUGCUUUGCGAUUAUUGAAUUUUGAAUUGGCAAAUAGACAUCUUAGAAUUGGUGCUAUUAGGAUUAAGAACAAUGUCUCAUUUUAUUUUUAAAAACGUCCAUUAGAAAUAAAUUUCAGUUCCAUGUAUAAAUGGCAGUGUUUGUUUUGAUCAUUGUUCAGAAAA
Messenger RNA from Mercurialis annua (annual mercury), 1571 nucleotides. Its product is annotated as F-box/kelch-repeat protein At3g23880-like. The transcript is spliced from 2 exons. Gene Ontology annotation, molecular function: protein binding. The record is from RefSeq and is a predicted model, not a curated record. NCBI's taxonomy places the organism in Eukaryota, Viridiplantae, Streptophyta, Magnoliopsida, Malpighiales, Euphorbiaceae. The coding region runs from base 203 to 1390 and encodes 395 amino acids.